Oryza brachyantha (malo sina) is the source of this 1251-nucleotide messenger RNA. Its product is annotated as ATP-dependent Clp protease proteolytic subunit 3, chloroplastic. The record is from RefSeq and is a predicted model, not a curated record. Gene Ontology annotation, cellular component: endopeptidase Clp complex. Lineage: Eukaryota; Viridiplantae; Streptophyta; Magnoliopsida; Poales; Poaceae. The transcript is spliced from 5 exons. Bases 67 to 1014 code for a protein of 315 amino acids. Gene Ontology annotation, molecular function: ATP-dependent peptidase activity; serine-type endopeptidase activity; ATPase binding. Gene Ontology annotation, biological process: protein quality control for misfolded or incompletely synthesized proteins.
CACCCUUGUGCGCAGGAUAACACACUCCGAGCCCGAGCAGCAGCAGAAGCCGCCGCGAGCCAAGAAAUGGAGGCCGCGGCAGCCAUGGCGACCAUCUCCGCUUCUCCCUGCUCACCCUCCUCCUCCUCUCCGCCGUCCCUUUUCCUCGCUCCCAACUCGUGCUGCUGGAAGGCGGCGCCAAGAGCUACCGUCCGCGCAUCGGUGGCGGCGGCCCAGCGGACGCUCUCCUCCCGGUGGGAGCUGCCCGGGCCGUCGGCGGCACGGCCUGCCGCAAGGAAGCCGCGCCUCGAGGAGCUGGACACCACCAACAUGCUCCUUCGGCAGCGCAUCGUCUUCCUGGGAUCUCCGGUGGAUGAUAUGAGUGCUGAUCUUAUCAUCAGCCAACUCUUGCUGCUGGAUGCUGAGGAUCAAACCAAGGACAUCAAAUUGUUUAUUAACUCACCUGGAGGUUCCAUAACAGCAGGAAUGGGAGUUUAUGAUGCCAUGAAAUUUUGCAAGGCUGAUAUAUCAACUGUCUGCUUUGGACUGGCCGCUUCCAUGGGUGCAUUUUUGCUGGCUGCUGGGACGAAGGGGAAGAGAUUUUGCAUGCCUAAUGCGAGAAUUAUGAUUCAUCAACCUUCAGGGGGUGCGGGUGGGAAGGUCACAGAGAUGGGAUUACAGAUACGAGAGAUGAUGUACGAGAAGAUAAAGAUCAAUAAAAUAUUGUCAAGAAUCACUGGGAAGCCUGAAGAGCAGAUUGAUGAGGACACGAAGUUCGACUAUUUCAUGAGCCCUUGGGAAGCCAAGGAUUAUGGCAUAGUUGACAGUGUCAUAGAUGAAGGGAAGCCGGGAUUGGUUGCUCCUUUGGCAGGAGCUGUGCCACCUCCAAAAUCACGCGUGUGGUACUUGUGGAACGCUUCAGGACCAACUAGAAAAAUCAUGAAAAAUCUACCUUCGGAGGAGAAGCUCAUUCAAAACGGCAAUGGCAGUGCAAGUGGGGACGAUGGCAAGCUCAAGGAGGCCUCAGCAACUUGAGGUAUGUCUGUCUGCCAGGUUACGCUGUCGCCAUUGGUCUAUGAUCAAAGGAUAGAUCGGCUUGCUAUGUUAGCUUAAUUACAGUGCACAACUUUGCAUUUCUGCUUCAUCAAUUGAUUACGCACAUUGUGAAGCUUUAGAAAAGAAUGUCCAGUAGCUGUAGGGCUCCUUAAUUUCAUAGGCUGCAAGAAACGUUCUUCCAGUGCAAUGACUAAUAUGUACAUUGUUUUGUUUUCA